This is a messenger RNA of Hippocampus zosterae (dwarf seahorse), 3513 nucleotides long. RefSeq names its product MICAL-like protein 1. NCBI's taxonomy places the organism in Eukaryota, Metazoa, Chordata, Actinopteri, Syngnathiformes, Syngnathidae. The record is from RefSeq and is a predicted model, not a curated record. The transcript is spliced from 14 exons. Bases 387 to 2846 code for a protein of 819 amino acids. Gene Ontology annotation, molecular function: protein binding.
CUCCCUCUAGUGGCAGCUAUUAUGUAGUUCGCCGAAUGUGGCGCACAGCAAGAUGGAUGGGCAGCCACCGAGAGGAUAUUUUCUUUUUCUAAAUCACACUUGCGGACCUCCGCGAGCAACGUAGACACGAGACUGCGCUACGUUUACUUUAGGUCAACUUCUCUAACCGAAUCUCGACCGCCUAAGUGAAACAAACUCGAGCAAACGCGGAAGAUCGACUUUUCGUGAACUUCCUCGCCUCUUUUUUUUUUUCCUGAAGAAAAUGCGCGUCACCGUGAACGUGACUCCAUCCAACCUUGUUUAAUCGCGCCGCUGUAAUAUGGAAACGUCUCGUGCUGAAUGUAGCCCUCGAGCUCGUUGUCUUGUGUGCCUCCACGUUGCCGUUGAUGUAUGUCACGCUGAGCCAGCCCUCAUGUGAUGAGGUCCAGCGCUACACACACGACACGAUGGCAUCGAGAUCGGCUUUGCUCGAGUGGUGCAGCCAAACAUGCACCACGUAUCACCCCCAGGUGGAAAUCACCAAUUUGUCCACCUCAUUCCGAGAUGGGCUUGCGUUUUGUGCCAUCAUCCACAGCCACCGCCCGGAUCUCAUACAUUUCAGUUCCCUCUCAAGAGCGAAUGUUUAUGAAAACAACAAACUGGCCUUUGAAGUUGCAGAGAGCAAGCUUGGUAUCCGCGCUUUCCUGAUCCCCAAAGAAAUGCUUGCCACCGAGGUGCCCGAUUAUUUGAGCGUCAUCACUUACCUCUCCGAGUACUACCGUUACUUCCGACGGCUCUCUAACGGUGUGUCAGGUCCUUCCAGUUUGAAGUCAUCACACAUCACUUUAUCAAACAAGCAUCCGCCUUAUUUGCCCUCCAUUGAAGAUGACCGUUGUCCUGAUAAAUGUCGACAGCACGUAUGUCGCUUUUGCGCCAAACCUGUUCAUCUUAUUCAGAGACUUGUGAUCUGCGGAGAGAUCUGGCAUCGCACUUGUUUCAGAUGCCAAUUGUGCCGCAGCACCCUCGCAGCGGGCUUCUUCAUUCCGGGAAAAGACGCCGGUCAAUUCAUCUGUUCUGACCACGUGACGGACGCUUCGAAUAUUCCAGCCGUCCAGAACGUUGAGGGAUGGGAAGACUGCUCGUCUCUCGGUAGAUUGACUCUCCUCGGCGUCUCCCGCUACUCUGAGAAAACAAAGUCACGUGACAGACUGGUUUUUAAACCGGCGGAGGAUGAGCAAACAGCACAGCGCCAGUCAUCUGACACGCAGAGUAACAUGUCAACGCCGCCAUCUCCUCAACCCGUCCCGGUAAACGUUGACGAGACGACCGAUGGCCAGGACGCGUCUCCAUCGGUUUUGGUGGGGGGCUACGGGCACAAGGAGGCGACGGCAACCGAGGAGUCCUCUGAGUCGCCAUACGGAGAAGCGACUGGAGAACGUGAGCAGCUCGCAUCCAAACAGAUGCCAGACUCUGUCUGCGCAGCCAAGAAUCAACCUUCCCAAACAGUGAGUAGCACCUCAGAGACAACCGAUGGCAAGGACGAGUCGCGGCUGGUUCUGGCGGAAAGUGAUGAGCAAAAGGAUGAAACAAAAACGGAGGAGCAGUUGCCGUCUCCUUCUGCACAAGUAACUCAUGGAGAGAGUCAGCAGCCGGCACGCGAAGGGACCGCUCCAAGUCGGUCUUUGCCGUUUUCAUCUCGCAUGAGCCUGAAAAACCCCGUGAAAAGCAACCACCCGUGGCUCGGAAUCAUCCAUCCCGGUCCUUGGACGCAGCUGCCUCCCGUUCAGUCCCCAGGACCGCCCAUGCAUUCCAAACGUGGUCCGAAUGGCCGCGUAUACUGGUACAGACCGAGAAUCCCUCCCCCCAAUCCUUUCGGCGAGGACCUGGACGAGGAAGACGCAGUCAAAACGGAGCCGCGUGUCAAAGACACUCAUGGAGGGCAAAGCGGUCAACUCGGUGGCUCAGAUGUAACGGCUGCAAAUGUCCCACACCAAGUCAGUCGUAGCCCCGUUUUGCCGAGAAGUCUUUCGGUGCCGGCCGUCAAAUCUACAAAGUUACCUUUUGUCAUGGCAGAGGACAACAAAUCGCCCUGCUCAACCCCAAUUAAGCUUUGCAAGGAGAAGGAACAUUGCGAUGCAAACGCAGAAAUGCCCAAAUCCAAAACAUGCCAGGCCCUCACAUCUGGACGGGCAGCCGCUCCCGGGCAUGGCUUCCCACUCAUUAAAAGGAAGGUGCAGGCCGACCAGUAUGUUUCCGCAGCAGAUCUGCCGGUGGAAACGAGACGAGUGACAGAGCAGCUCGAGGCGCUGGAAGAACGAGGCGUUGACUUGGAGAGGGAUAUCAGAGAGUGCAGCAAUGGUUCGUGCGUGCUACGUAAAACUCGAGAGGCCAAUACUUUAGUUUCUUUUUUCAUUUCAGACAAAGAGGAAGAAGGUCUGCUGGCCGAAUGGCUCGCUCUUACCCAGGAGAGACAAUUUCUGAUGCGACGAGAUACCGAGCUGGUUUAUUUGACUAAGCAGCAACAGUUGGAAGAGAGGCAGGCGGAUGUGGAGUACGAGCUUAGACGUCUCCUCAAUAAACCAGAGAGCAUCUGGAGUCAAGAAGAUCGAAGUCGAGAACAAAGCCUGAUGACCGAGCUGCUUGUCAUCAUUGAGCAGAGGAACCAGAUCGUCAGCAUUUUAGAUCAAGACAGGAAGAGGGAGCGAGAAGAGGAUGCGCUUUCGGAAGGAAUGAUCAAGAACACAGACUUCCAGAAAGAGGGUUUGAAAGAGCUCAAGAAGUCAAAAGGAAAGUUCAAGCCCUCAAAGGUUUUUAAGAUGAACCGGAAAGGCGAGCGCAGUGCAGACUCUCUGGACAAAAAGAGCUGAAUGUCUGUUGAGACGGCAGAAGAAUGAACUGAAGAAAGGUUCAAAGACAUCAAAUGAAAUUCUGCGUGUACAUGAUCAAGUGUUGGCCCCAUUUUAGUCUACUGUGUGCUUAAACUGUUAUGCAAAUGUAGACUUAGGAAUGUAUCACAAGUCAAAAGUACUCUUUUUUUUUUGUGUUAGCAAAAUAGCAAAAUUGCCUCAGUCCUUUAAAAAAUUUUCCGUACAAGAAAACACCACAAAUUUAACAAGCGAAAAGAGUCCAGUUGCCUUUGUGAAUUACCAUGAACUAGCAAGUUAAAAAUGACGUAGAGGCAAUUAUGCCAUUAGGCUAAAAGAUAGGCAUGUACUCGAUAAGUAUAUCUUUUUUCAAAUUAAAACGGUUUUAUUAAAGAUACAGAGGCAUCUCUGUGCACUCUAAUGUUGUAAACAAAAUUGCAGUUGAGGUCAAAGAAGGAAACAUCUUUUAGACGAACCACGGAGUGAAACCGUGAUUUUAAUCGGUAUAAUUUGGAUGAUAGUUUUCAGCUAAGAAACCCCCAUUUUUUGAAUCGCAUUUCACUACUGAUAUAAUUUUUUUAAAAUAUAUGUAUAUUUUCCACGAUGUCCAGAUUUUUUAAAUUCACUUGCAUAUGAGAAAAAAAAUUUAAUAAACGUGUACAUAAAACUU